UUCGUUUAAAAAAAUGAACCAUGUGGAGGCAUUCUCGGAGUGCGCUUGCGCGUCAGUUUCAAUCAGACCGCUGCAAAGAUGGCUGCGUUGCGGGUUGUGGCGGUGUCGGGGAGCGGGAGAGCCCUCCUCGCCGCACCGAAGGCUCUGCGCGCCCCCCAGGCUAACUUGUCCUUUGCCAGCCUGCCAAUUAAGAAGAAGGUUGCCUUGACGACUUUGGGUGUGGUCACAGCUGGUGGUGCGAGCCUGGCCUUGAUGCUGCACCAGUCUGUGAAGGCCUCGGACUUGGAGCUCCAUCCCCCAAACUACCCCUGGAGCCACGCCGGACCUCUGUCUGCGCUGGACCAUGCUAGCAUCCGUCGUGGGUACCAGGUGUACAAGCAGGUGUGCUCGGCCUGCCACAGCAUGGAGUACUUGGCCUUCAGAAACCUGGUCGGGGUGUCGCACACAGAGGACGAGAUGAAGGCCAUAGCUGAGGAGGUUGAAGUGGUGGAUGGUCCUGAUGAGAACGGCGAGAUGUUCACCCGUCCAGGAAAGCUGUCGGACUAUUUCCCAAAGCCCUACGCCAACCCCGAGGCAGCACGUGCAGCCAACAACGGGGCGCUCCCUCCAGACCUCAGCUACAUAGUCAAUGCCAGACAUGGUGGUGAGGACUAUGUGUUCAGCCUCCUCACGGGCUACUGCGACCCGCCUGCAGGGGUCACCGUCCGGGAAGGACUCUACUACAACCCCUAUUUCCCUGGCCAGGCUAUAGGCAUGGCCCCGCCCAUCUACAACGAGAUUCUGGAGUACGAUGACGGUACUCCUGCCACCAUGAGUCAGGUGGCUAAAGAUGUUUGCACCUUCCUGAGAUGGGCCGCCGAGCCGGAGCACGACCAGCGGAAGCGCAUGGGGCUGAAGCUCCUGAUGGGCUCGGCCAUCCUCGUUCCUCUGCUCUACUACAUGAAGAGACACAGAUGGUCUGUCCUGAAGAGCCGCAAGAUUGCCUACAGGCCCCCCAAGUAAAGGAGCCCCGGUCUGGGGGCGUUCAAUAACCCCACAGGGCUCUCCUCCAGAAGAUCCUGACUUCACUCCCAUGCCUCUGUGGGGGCGGGGCCCUGACUCCUGUGCUCAUGGUGGCGUGCAGCUUGAGCCUUGUGGUGAUGUUGAACGUUCUGCGCUGAAGCUUUGAUGCUGGAAGUUUAUUGACUUGCUCUCUUUGUAAUAUAAUCAUCUGUUUUCGGAAACAUCUGGAGUGUGCAGCGUCUGUCCACAGAGCAUGACCUAACCUCUGUUUUACUGUACAAAAUAAAUUAUCUGAAAGGAAA
Oryzias melastigma (Indian medaka) is the source of this 1304-nucleotide messenger RNA. It is a transcript of the gene cyc1, whose product is annotated as cytochrome c1, heme protein, mitochondrial. The record is from RefSeq and is a predicted model, not a curated record. Gene Ontology annotation, biological process: mitochondrial electron transport, ubiquinol to cytochrome c. Bases 79 to 1002 code for a protein of 307 amino acids. Gene Ontology annotation, molecular function: heme binding; electron transfer activity. Lineage: Eukaryota; Metazoa; Chordata; Actinopteri; Beloniformes; Adrianichthyidae. The transcript is spliced from 7 exons.